Papaver somniferum (opium poppy) is the source of this 858-nucleotide messenger RNA. Its product is annotated as alpha carbonic anhydrase 2-like. The transcript is spliced from 7 exons. NCBI's taxonomy places the organism in Eukaryota, Viridiplantae, Streptophyta, Magnoliopsida, Ranunculales, Papaveraceae. The record is from RefSeq and is a predicted model, not a curated record. Gene Ontology annotation, molecular function: carbonate dehydratase activity; zinc ion binding. The coding region runs from base 1 to 696 and encodes 231 amino acids.
AUGAAGAGUUUUGUAAGCAAACCAAUAUUCUUGGUUUAUGCAUAUCUCCUUAUUGUGGUUCUUGUUUUAAACUCAAGGCCAGCAACUUCUUGGUUAGAAGUUGAGAACCAGGAAGAUUUUAGUUAUGUAACAGGGAGCGGAAACGGACCAGAGAACUGGGGAAAUCUUCGUCCAGAAUGGGCAAAAUGUAAGAAUGGAACCCAACAAUCCCCAAUAAACUUGGAUUUUAGCAAGAUGCAAUAUGCUCCAGAGUUGGGUGAUUUGCAAAUGAAAUAUACGCCAGCAUCUGGAAUCCUAAAGAAUAGAGGCCAUGAUAUCAGUCUUCAGUGGGCUGUUGCUGGAGAUGCUGGAUCCAUUCAAAUAGAUGAUACUACCUAUGUGCUUGAUCAAAUUCAUUGGCACUCACCUUCCGAGCACACUGUCAAUGGAAGAAGGUUUGCUUUGGAGCUACAUAUGGUUCAUAAAAAUGUGGAACUUAAAAAGGUUGCUGUGGUUGCGGUUCUAUACUCUCUUUCUAUUUUCAAAGACCCAUUUCUUUCCAAGUUGGAGGCCAACAUAAGGGAUAUAUCCGGUACUGGGGCGAGUGAAGUGAACAUAGGUCCGGUUGAUCCAAAUGACAUUGAUAUGAGUGAUAGAAAAUAUUACAGAUACUUGGGUUCUCUCACAACUCCUCCUUGUGACGAUGGGGUUAUUUGAACCAUCAAGAGAAAGGUGAUGCCUGUCAGGAUAGACCAAGUAAUGUUAUUGAGAAGUGCCGUUCAUGAUGGAAAUGGGAAUAACGCAAGACCAUUGCAGCCUCUAAAUAACCGAGACAUCCUCUACUACUCUGCAUUACCAACAUCAGCACUGGUAGACAGU